GCGGCGACCUCCGGACCUCGGCACCGCCGCCACCGCGGCCCAAAGGUCGCCCGGCGGACCUUGGCCACCGGCCCCGCAGCGCUGGUGACCAUGGCGGUGCUGCCGGCCCUGGUGGCCCUGGUGGCCGUGCUGCUGGUCCUGGUUCCGGUGGCCGCAGCCCGCUUGGUGCCGUUCCUGUGGGAGGACCUGGCGUUCUUCGCCACCAUGGCGAGGGCAUCGCUGCGGUGCCGCCGGCGCCUGGCCAGCCGGCCGGCCACCACCCUGCUGGACGUGUUCCAGCAGCACGCCCGGCUCCGGCCGCGCCGGCCGCUGCUGCUCUUCCAGGACGAGGUCUACACCUUUGAGGACAUCGAGCGCCGCAGCAACCGCGCCGCCUGGGCCCUGUCGCGGCGCCUGGGGCUGCGCGGCGGCCGCACGGUGGCCGUGUUCCUGCCCAACGAGCCGGCCUACCUGUGGACGUGGCUGGCGUUGGCCAAGUUGGGUUGCCCCAUGGCUUGUCUCAACUGCAACGUCAGGGGCCGGGCGCUGCGGCACGCGCUGGAGGCGGCCGAGGCCACCGUGCUGCUGGCCAGCCCUGAGCUCCACGAGGCCGUGGAGGAGGUUCUGCCCGACCUGCGGCACGCCGGCGUCGCCGUUUUCUACCUGAGCGCGGAGUCGCCCACGCCGGGCGUGGAGGCGCUGCUGCCCGCCAUCGAGGCGGCGCCCGAGGAGCCGCCGCCCGCCGCGCACCGCGCCGGCGUCACCGCCAACUCCAAGGCCAUGUACAUCUACACCUCGGGCACCACCGGGCUGCCCAAGGCCGCGGUGAUCACGGAGAUGAAGCUGAUGAUGGUGGCCAGCCUGGCCCGCAUGUGCGGCCUGCGGCCCGACGACGUCGUCUACACCACGCUGCCGCUCUACCACUCGGCCGGGCUGCUGGUGGGGCUCGGGGGGUGCCUGGACGUUGGAGCCACCUGCGUCCUGCGGGCCAAGUUCUCGGCCUCUCAGUUCUGGCCCGACUGCCGGCGCUACAACGUCUCCGUCAUCCAGUACGUGGGCGAGCUCAUGCGCUACCUGUGCAACACGCCCAAGUGUGCCGAUGACCGGGAGCACGGCGUGCGCAUGGCCCUGGGCAACGGCCUGAGGGCGGAGGUGUGGAAGGAGUUCCUGCGGCGCUUCGGGCCCGUGGCCGUCUGGGAGUUCUACGGAGCCACCGAGGGCAACGCCGGCUUCAUCAACUACACCGGCAAGGUCGGGGCCGUGGGCAGGGCCAACAGGUUCGUCAAGCUCUUCGCUCCCUUCGAGCUCAUCAGGUACAACGUGGAGCAGGACGAGCCCGUGCGCGACGAGCGGGGGCUCUGCAUCCCCACCAAACCCGGUGAGACGGGGCUGCUGGUGAUCAAGAUCACCAAGAACACCCCGUUCCACGGCUACGCCGGCGACUCGCAGAAGACCGAGAAGAAGAUCCUGAGGGACGUCUUGGCCAAAGGCGACGCCUUCUUCAACAGCGGCGACCUCCUCAUGAUGGACAGCCAGAAUUUCAUCUACUUCCAGGACCGUGUCGGGGACACCUUCCGGUGGAAAGGGGAGAACGUGGCCACGACGGAGGUGGAGGCCACGCUGGGCCUGGUGAGCUUCAUCCAGGAGGUCAACGUCUACGGCGUGGCCGUGCCGGGGUGCGAGGGCCGCUGUGGCAUGGCCGCCGUGCGCCUCAAGGACGGGGCCACCUUCGACGGUGACAAACUCUACGCCUUCACGCAGGACACGCUGCCCGCCUACGCUGCCCCCCGCUUCAUCCGGAUCCAGGACGCUCUGGAGAUCACGGGCACCUUCAAGCAGUGCAAGAGCAACCUGGUCAAGGAGGGCUUCGACCCCAACCUCGUCCGGGACCGGCUCUUCCUGCGCGACGCCGCGCGCCGAUCCUACGUGCCGCUGAGCGCCGCCGCCUUCCAGGACAUCCAGGACGGGAGGCUCGCGCUGUAGCGGCCCGCGGUAAUUAGCAAAGGCUAAUUAGGGGCUAAUCAGGCACUUUGGGCAGGUCUGGAGCACCUUGGACUUGGUGGAAAUUAAACCCUUAAUUCCCAUUUUUGAGUCUUUUUGGGAUUGUAGCGGCUCCUCCGGGGGCUCCGCAGAGGCCCCGGAGCGCUGACGGCCCCGGGGUAAUUAGCAAAGACUAAUUAGGGGCUAAUUUGGAGCGCCUUGGACUUGGUGUCAGCUGGGCUGGCACCUCCACGCUGGAAAAGAAAUCCUUAAUUCCCAUUUUUGGCUGCCAAAGGAUUUGGGGGAUUUGGGUCUUUUUUGGGGUUGUAGCACUUCAGCAGUGGACCCUGGGAGCUGAUGGCCCCGGGGUAAUUAGCAAAGGUUAAUUAGGGGCUAAUCAGGCACCUUGCAGUUGGUGUUAGCCUGGCCCAGUGCUGGAAAUGAAACCCUUAAUUCCCAUUUUUGGCUGCCAAAGGAUUUGGGGGAUUUGGGUCUUUUUUGGGAUUCGCAGUGGACCUGGGGAGCUGAUGGCCCUGGGGUAAUUAGCAAAGGUUAAUUAGUGGCUAAUCAGGCACUAAUUGGGAGGUUUGGAGCACGUUGGAGUGAGUCAAACCUCAUCCCGUUCCUGCCCCGGGCUCUGAUCGGGAACAAAUCCUGGGAAUUCCAUCCCAGCCCCUCAGCAACCCCACGAGGAAGGAUUCCAAUAUCCCAAAUAAUUCCCUAAACUGGGAAUUCCUUCCCAAUAUCCCAAAUAAACCUCUAAAUUGGGAUAUUUUUUUUUCCCAAUAUCCCACUGAAAUCUCCCCAAUUUCCCACCUAAUUCCCUAAAUUGGGAAUUCCUUCCCAAUAUCCCACUGGAAUCUUCCCAGUUUCCCAGCUCAUUCCCUAAACUGGGAAUUUUUUCCCAAUUUCUCACUGGAAUCUCCCCGUUCCCAGUGUGAUGUCACUGCUCCUC
This is a messenger RNA of Pyrgilauda ruficollis (rufous-necked snowfinch), 2914 nucleotides long. RefSeq names its product very long-chain acyl-CoA synthetase-like. The record is from RefSeq and is a predicted model, not a curated record. The coding region runs from base 91 to 1962 and encodes 623 amino acids. Gene Ontology annotation, molecular function: long-chain fatty acid-CoA ligase activity; long-chain fatty acid transmembrane transporter activity. The transcript is spliced from 10 exons. NCBI's taxonomy places the organism in Eukaryota, Metazoa, Chordata, Aves, Passeriformes, Passeridae. Gene Ontology annotation, cellular component: endoplasmic reticulum.